Darwinula stevensoni is the source of this 3341-nucleotide messenger RNA. NCBI's taxonomy places the organism in Eukaryota, Metazoa, Arthropoda, Ostracoda, Podocopida, Darwinulidae. The record is from the annotation of a GenBank genome assembly.
AUGCAACGGAUCGAGAAGCGCCCGCACAUCCAUCAUCAGCUGAUCCAAUCUCUGGAUCGGAGGGAUAGGACGACCACUCGGCAAGGGGAAGCGGACGGGAAUGCCUCUUCAAGCGCCGAAGGUGAUCGUCGAAAGCUGGAAGAUAAGGGGACGGGACGAACUCGCGAUCGUGGAGGUCGUCUACGGUCGAUGGUGGAUGCUCUGUGGGCCGCGAGGUUCCGGCCGUGCCUCUUCGAGUUCCCUCGAGUCGGUCGGUCAUAUGUAAUCAUGGCCAACAGUUCCGAAAAUCGGUCUCCAGAUGGUCGUCAGAUCACUCCUGGAAAAGAAGAGAAACCUGAAUGCAACUCAAUCCAGGAAUCCGUGAAGGAGAUGCUACGGGAAACGGAAUGUCACUUUUCGUGGUGGCCGGACGAGCACGGCGGCGUUCGUCGUGUCCCGAGCCAGGUUUCCAAAAUCGAAGAGAAACAAGUUAUCCACGAAGAAGAUGGCGAGCCCGUACUCAUGGCGGCAUACGGCCUCCUGCUCGCUUAUGAACACGGCCGACAAGGAGAUCUCUCGAGAGCUCGCGAUAUUCUACGGGGAAUCCAGUCGGACAUGGGGAAGCUGGACGAUGCCACGCAAGAAGAAAGAGAAGCACUCCAAUAUCUCACGAGUUGCGACCUCGCCCAUGUGUAUUUCUUGUUUGAGGAUUUUGAGGGAGCCAGAGAGAUUCUCCUGAAAACACAAAAAUUUUCGGACUUACCAGAGAAAGUGAAAGCUGAAAUUCUGUGUGCAAAAGCAGGUGCCUUCUCUGAGUGCUCCAUAGAAUGUUAUCCGUAUGCCCUUGAAGUGUAUAGGAAAGGAGUUACGAUGGAUCCAGGAAACUACAAUCUUCACUUAGGGGUGGGAAUAAUGCUAAGAAAAAUCCGUCGUGUUGAAUUCAGUAGUAAUCUUCCCACAGAUGAAGAAGUCAUCGCACUGAGAAGGGCGGUCGAGAUCAAGAGGUGCCCGAACGGUUUGAUAUAUCUUGCCGAAUCAUUGAAAGACUCGGUAAGAUCUGCAAGGCUUUCAAGAGGCUACCCCACGAUCGAUCGCCGAACGAGACGCAGACUUACUCAAGAGGCCCAUGCCCUGUUCGUAGAGGCUUCUCGGUGUCCAUCUCUGAACGCAAAGAACCUCGUGAGAUGCGGGGACGGCCUGAUGAGACUUCCUCCGGAAUUGAGGGACCCGCACAAGGCCGAAGAAUGCUACCUGAAUGCAUACGCCAUGUGUCCGAGCAACAGCCUGGUGAAUCACAAGCUGGGAAUAUUCUACUGGAGGCAGGGGGACUCAGAACAGGCCAAAAUGCAUCUGUUGGCUGCCAUCGAUCUUCCCUAUGGCAACGGAAACUUCACAGCACAUGCGACAUACGUCUCGCUGAUGCUGAACGAAACGGAGUUUGAUGUUGCCGUCGAGUGGCAAGAAAUGCUGAAGAGAUAUCCAGAACUGCCGCACCAAAUUCAGUUGCACAUCGUUCAAAUGCAAUACUUUUCCGAGUAUCAGCCAGAAGCUGGAUUACGUCAUGCUGAAAAUGCCCUCGACACCUUGCUACAAUUGAAGAAAUUCACACGGGUUUAUGAGUGCUCCCAUCCCCUGUCAAGGGAUGGACGACGUCGGAAUGUGAAGUAUCCACAAGUGAAUGCUGCCCAUAAGUUUCUGUCGGACGGGUUUGCGAACCUUCGCGAACUGCUCCCUUGGGAGUGGGACCGCAUCGAGAUCAUGACGGGGAAGCUGAACGCGUGGAUCGACGAGUACGUCCAGGCACCAGGAGACGCCUAUCCGAAGAUCGGCAUUCAGAUCGAUCCUGAAAGAGGAGAGAAGAAUGAAUGCAAACCCAUUCAGGAAUCCGUGAAGGAGAUGCUGGAGGAAACCGAAUGUCACUUUUCGUGGAAGACGUUUGAGAGCGGACGUAAUCAACGUGCAGAGAGUCACAUUUCCAAAAUCGAGGAGAAACAGAUCAUGCAUGAAGAAGAUGGUGGGCCCAUGCUCAUGGCAACUUACGGCCUCCUGCUCGCUUAUGAACACAGUCGACAUGGAGAUCUCUCGAAAGCGCGCGAAAUUCUGCAGGGAAUUCAGUCGGAUAUAGAGAAGAUGGAUGAUUCCACGCCUGAAGAAAGAGCAGCACUCCAAUAUCUCACGAGUUGCGACCUCGCCCAUGUGUAUUUCUUGUUUGAGGAUUUUGAGGGAGCCAGAGAGAUUCUCCUGAAAACACAAAAAUUUUCGGAUUUGUCAAAGAAAGUGAAGGCUGAAAUUCUUUGCGCUAAAGCAGGUGCCUUCUGCGCCUUUUCUGCCGAAUGGUUUCCGCAUGCCCUUGAAGUGUAUAGGAAAGGAGUUACGAUGGAUCCAGGAAACUACAAUCUUCAGUUGGGAGUGGGCUUGAUGUUGAGAAAAAUCCGUCGUGUUGAAUUCAGUAGUGUUUUCCCCACAGAUGAAGAAGUCAUGGCACUGAGGAAAGCAGUCGAAAUCAAGAGGUGUCAGAACAGUUUGAUAUAUCUUGCCCACACUCUGGAAGAUAUGCAUAGAGCUGCAAAGGUUUUUGGGCACAAACUCAUGAUCGGUCGCCAAAUGAGACACAGAUUCACUGAAGAGGCCCAUGCCCUGUUAGUAGAGGCUUCUCGGUGUCCAUCUCUGAAUGCGAAUAGCUUGGUGAGAUGUGGCGAAGGCCUGAUGAGACUUCCGCCGGAAAUGAGGGACCCGCGCAAGGCCGAAGAAUGCUACCUGAAUGCAUACGCCAUGUGUCCGAGCAACAGCCUGGUGAAUCACAAGCUGGGAAUAUUCUACUUGAGGCAGGAGGACUCAGAACAGGCUAAAAGGCAUCUGUUGGCUGCCAUCGAUCAUCCCUAUGGCAACGGAAACUUCACAGCACAUGCGACAUACGUCUCGCUGAUGCUGAACGAGAUGGAGUUUGAUGUUGCUGCCGAGUGGCAAGAAAUGCUGAAGAGAUAUCCAGAACUGCCGCACCAAGUUUCGUUGCACAUCGUUCAAAUGCAAUACUUUUCCGAGUAUCAGCCAGAAACUGGAUUACGUCAUGCUGAAAAUGCCCUCGACAUGUUGCUGCAUUGGAAGAAACCCAUACAAGUUUAUGAGUGCUCCCAUCUCCUGUCAAGCGGUGGACAACGCCGGAAGGUGAAGUAUCCACGAGAGAAUGCUGCCCAUAAGUUUCUGUCGGACGGGCUUGCGAACCUUCGCGAACUGCUCCCUUGGGAGUGGGACCGCAUCGAGGUCAUGACGGGGAAGCUGAACGCGUGGAUCGACGAGUACGUCCAGGCGCUGGGAGACGCCUGUUGCAUGUAAACAAGGACUUGCAAUUGGUUUUGCUGCAA